ACCCUAACAUCAAGCCAGUUGCGCAACCAGAAAGGCGUAUACCAUUUCACAUCCGGGAGAAAGUAACUCACGAACUGGACAAGUUAACAAAGCAAGGUAUCAUUGAGCCCUGCUCUGGCCCAACUCCUUGGGCCUCGCCCCUAUUUGUAGUACCAAAACCGAAGAACCCAGAAGAAACAAGAAUAUGUGUUGACAUGCGUAUGCCCAAUACAGCGAUAAUCCGUGAGCGCCAUCCCAUGCCUACUGCUGACGAACUUAUCCACAAGCUAAAUGGCGCAAAAGUCUUCUCAAAACUCGAUCUUUGCCACAGAUAUCACCAAAUUCUCUUAGCUCCUGAGUCUCGUUACAUUACGACCUUUCGUACCCAUAAAGGACUGCACCGCUAUGUACGACUUAACUAUGGCACAUCAGCAGCCUCAGAAGUUUUCCAGUAUGCUAUAAGCCAAGCCAUUGCUGGCAUUGACGGAGUUGUCAACAUCAGUGAAGAUGUACUCAUAUUCGGUAAAACACAGCUUGAUCAUGACACAGCCCUUAAAACUGUAUUUGAACGAUUGCGACAAGUCUGCCUCACCCUCAACAAAUCGAAAUGUGCUUAUAACAAGGGUACAUUGGAGUUCUUUGGUAUGAUUUUCUCUGCAGAUGGCGUCAGCCCGGACCCAAAGAAAAUAGAAGCUAUCGUCAAUGCUCCCCAUCCAACCAAUGUGAGUGGAGUCCGCAGCCUGCUGGGUAUGACAAAUUACUGUUCAAAGUUUAUUGCAAACUAUGCAAGCAUUACAACGCCCCUUCAACAACUCACAAAGAAAAAUGCGAAGUUCCAGUGGCUACCAGUCCAUGAAAAUGCCUGGAAAACACUAACAAAAGCUCUGACUUCAGCUCCAGUGUUAUGGCAUACUUUGAUACUACCAAAUGCACAGAACUCAUAGUCGAUGCCUGUCCAACUGGUUUGGGUGCUAUAUUACAGCAGCAUACCCCAGGAAACGAAGACUACAAAGUGAUUGCCUAUGCAAGUCGAGCACUCAGUCCCGUCGAACAAAGAUACAGUCAAACCGAACAUGAAGCCCUCGCCAUUGUUUGGACAAUGGAAAGAUUUCAUAUUUAUAGAUAUGGAACAGAAUUUGUCCUGUAUACAGAUCAUAAACCAUUAGAGUUGAUCUGCAAUAACCCUAAGUCCAAACCUCCUGCACGGAUCGAGCGAUGA
Messenger RNA from Paramuricea clavata, 1198 nucleotides. The record is from the annotation of a GenBank genome assembly. Lineage: Eukaryota; Metazoa; Cnidaria; Anthozoa; Malacalcyonacea; Plexauridae.